This is a messenger RNA of Durusdinium trenchii, 988 nucleotides long. The record is from the annotation of a GenBank genome assembly. Lineage: Eukaryota; Dinophyceae; Suessiales; Symbiodiniaceae.
CAGCAUGCAGCGAAUCCAACAGUGGUACAGCGCUCAUGCAUCGGGCAUGGCUCCAGCUGCCACUGGGGCUGGCUGUGGUGCAGCUCCGUCGCAGAGAAAUCAGCUGCGAGGACGUGCAGGCCGACCUUCGGUAUGUGCGCGAUGGCAGCUGCGGUCGGAGAGGGGUUUUGAGUGGAGAAUGAGCUAUGCCUCUGUGCUGGUGCGGGAUGCUAGGCAAGUGCCAGGCAUUUGCUUCCAGCAGCAAGGCUUUCAGAUCUUGCCGUUCAAGACCCAACUGAAGGGGGACAUAUUUCUCUCCAAGCAGGCAGAGGUUCAAGAUCGAUACUAUGAGGAGGUUUGUCGAGCCAUUCAAGAAGCCACUGGUGCAGACUGUGUCCUUGCUUUUCACCACAAUGUGAGACAUCAGCGGCCGCUGGAGUCCACGGACUUCGUGUGCAACACGUAUGACUACCGGGUUCAUGGUGACUACACCCCGGAAAGUGCUCGCGAGGUUUUUGAAUGGCAGCUUCCAAGAGCCAGCAGAGACAAAUCUGAAGUUCGAGCAUUUCGGGAUGGGCACUUUCUCCUGGUGAAUGCGUGGCGAAAUUUGAGCCCAGAACCUGUUGAGAACGAUCAUUUGGCUGUGUGCGAUGCAAAAAGCAUUUCAGAGGAUCAUUUGCUGAUGAUGGGUGCGAACAGCAGUUCGCCGCAGCCCACAGCGCUUCGCCGCAGUCCAUGCCUCACCGCGGAGAACUUCACUGAACGAGUCUCAGGACCCAUGGCACGCUUUGACUGCAGCUCUGAGCAUCGGUGGUACUAUUACCCAAAGCUCCGCGAGGAUGAGCUGCUGAUCUUCAAAUGCUACGACUCCACGCCCGACACUGUCUCCCGCUAUGUCCUACACUCUGCGAUGCGCGUUGGACUCGGCAGGAAGUCCCGAGAGUCCAUUGAAGUGAGAGCCAUUGCUUUCUUCCAAAAAGGAGCGACUUGCGAGCUGAGUGUUGAAUAG